Condylostylus longicornis is the source of this 1322-nucleotide messenger RNA. RefSeq names its product arrestin domain-containing protein 2-like. The record is from RefSeq and is a predicted model, not a curated record. Gene Ontology annotation, biological process: protein transport. The coding region runs from base 60 to 1286 and encodes 408 amino acids. The transcript has 5 exons. NCBI's taxonomy places the organism in Eukaryota, Metazoa, Arthropoda, Insecta, Diptera, Dolichopodidae. Gene Ontology annotation, cellular component: cytoplasm.
UUGUUUUUAUUAAUUUAUUUAAUUUAUAGAGAAAAAAAAAUUUUUUUGUUGUUUUUGUAAUGGGUACUAAAUGUCACAUAACUUUUGAUAAUAGCCCCGAAGGAACAUUUUAUAGUGGAAGUAUAAUAACAGGAAAAGUUGAAAUUAUUUUGGAUAAAAAAACUAGUGUUAGAGGAAUUGCCAUAAAAUUUUUUGGUCGGGCCAGUACAUUAUGGAUUGAAGGAACUGGUAAUGAUGCAACAGAGAGAUCGGGUCAGAUAGAUUAUCUCUCUUCUACCACAUAUCUAAUAGGUUCGGAUUCAGGUAGUACUAUUGUAAUAGAACCUGGAAUUCAUACAUAUAAUUUCUCCUGUGCCUUACCAUCGCAAUUACCGUCAUCAUUUGAGGGAACACACGGUAAUAUACGAUAUUCAGUUCAAAUAAUAUUUGAUAGGCCAUGGAAAUUUGAUAAAACUUAUACAGUCGGAAUAACAAUAUUAAAAAUGGUUGACUUAAAUAAUAAUGAUUCACCAUCAAUCAGGAUGCCAUGUGAGUAUCAAACUAGUGAAAAAUUCUGGUGUGGUCCAUGUAUAACAAAUCCACUUGAUAUUAAAUUAAAAAUACCACAACUCGGUUAUGUACCUGGACAAGCUAUAAUUGUUAAUGCUGAUAUACAAAAUAAUACUAAAUUAAAUAUUGAUCAUGUACAAAUGUCAUUAAUAAAGACAAUCAAAUAUUAUAGCGACGAUUCGUCAAACGCAACAAAAAAGGAAACCUUAACAAUUGUUGAAAUUAAAACAGAUGAAGUAAAACCUAAAAUAAGUAAAAUAUUUCAGGAAUUUGUUCGGAUUCCAGCAAUACCACCAACAUGUACGAAUCUAUGUAAAAUUAUACAUAUCACAUAUGAUUUACAUAUUAAAGUUAAAAUUCAUGGUUUUCAUACAAGUCCCAUAAUAAAAUUUCCAAUAACAAUUGGAAAUAUACCACUUGCAGAUGUUAUUACUCAACAACCAUUGUCCACAAUAUCAAGAUCAAUUAAUCAAAAUAAUACCAAUACUGUACCAGUAAUUGAUAAUAUUCCUGUGGAUUCAAUAGCAACUAUUGCACAAGACUGUCAUAUAAGUCCUCCCUCUUAUCAACAAGCUGUGUACAUGAGUAAAGUAAAUCUUGCAAAGAAUGAAGAGCACCCUAUUUGUGAGUCACCCGAAUAUGUUCCAAGAUAUCCUGUUUAUAAUUUCAGUCCGAUUGCGCCAAGCUUGGAUGAAAUCGAUUCUCCAAAAUAUGAAACUAAUGGUAUUUGGAUUUAAGGAAUGUAUUUGUGAUAGAAAUAAAUAUUGAUUGAA